AGGAGGAAGUAACAGAGUGAGAGUGAGGGAAAUCAGAGACCCAGGAGACUCAGGAGUGGAGCAUGUAGCCUGCUCUUGCUGGCAGGCUCCCCCAAGGUGAUCCGGUGAGAGAAGAUGCAUUUGUCAUUUCUGGCUCUCUUUCUCUUCUGGAUCUCAGGCUGCUCCACUGCUCAGGAUUUACUCACAGGACCAAAGGAGGUGAGCAGUUACGAGCAGGGCUCCCUGACAGUGCAGUGCCAGUAUGCCUCAUGCUGGAAGGAUUACGGGGAGUUCUGGUGCCAAGGAGCUAGUUGGAGACCUGUAGUUUUCAUUCAAACCAAUAAACCAGAACAGUUGGUGAAGGAGAACUGUGUGUCCAUCAGGGACAACCAGACAAACUUCAUCUUCACAGUGACCAUGGAGGACCUGAGGAUGAGCGAUGCUGACGUUUACUGGUGUGGAAUUACAAAGUCUGGAUAUGAUCUCAUGUUUAAAGUUCGUGUGGGCAUUGAGCCAGCAACCCAAGCACCCACUACAGUGCCAACAACGCCCACCACCACCUCCACCACCACCAUCUUCACAGUGACAACCACUGUAAAAGAGACCAGCACGCCUUCAACGCAGACCAGCCACUACUCUGAUAACAGGUAUGACAGUGGUGGGGUCGGCGACGGUAAUGGGUUUCUGGAUCUCAGCGUGCUCCUCCCAGUCAUCUCUGCAGCCCUGUUGCUUCUCUUGCUGGUGGUCUCACUCAUUGCUUGGAGGAUGGUGAGGAGACAGAAGAAAGCUGCUGGACCACCCUCAGAGCAGGUAAAACCUCUGGAGGAUGAUCUCUGUUAUGCAAACCUGUCACUGCAGCAGCCCAGAACCUCCCCUUUGAAAAAGGGCUCCUCCAUGUCCUCCUCUGGCAAGGACCACCAAGAGGAAGUGGAAUACGUCACCAUGGCUCCCUUCCCUAGGGAGGAGAUCUCAUACGCUGCUCUGUCUUUGGCGAGCUUGGGUCAGGAGCCUACUUACAGCAACACUGCCUGCCUUGUCACCCACGGUCCCAGGACAAACCUUGGAGAGGAGACCACAGAGUACAGCAGCAUCAGGAGGCCCAUGCCUUGAUCUUGGUCCCUGAAGGCAGCCCGGGAGCAUGCGUUUGCACAUCGGCCUCUGUGCCUGCUUCUUUACCAGGCCUGGCGGGCGACUAAAACUCUGACCGUUCAUCUCUCAUGGUCUUCAGCUCUACCUUGAGCUUGGAGUUCAGUCUCAGGGGGCCCCAGUGAAUUAAGGCUCCUUCCACAUCUCUCCACAUAGAGCCAACGCACCUUGGAAGGUACCAGGCAGGCUGCUUCAGGGAUGCUGUGUAAUUCAUAACGGUGGCAAUAAUAAUAGCAACCAACCUUUAUUUAUUGUUAUUCAUACGGGUGCCCCUCCCGGACAUUUUCAUCCUCAUACCCAAAAUCUGUGAAUUAUUCUUACAAAGGAAGACAGAUAAAUAUGUGUUUAAGUUAGGGAUUUUGAGAUAAGUCUGUUAUUAUCCAAGUAGGCCCCAUAUAAAGCUACAAGGGUCCCUUUAAGGGGGAAUAGAGCAAGUCAGAGAAAAAGGGGGAGGGGGA
Rattus rattus (black rat) is the source of this 1583-nucleotide messenger RNA. RefSeq names its product CD300 molecule like family member f (gene Cd300lf). Gene Ontology annotation, cellular component: plasma membrane. The record is from RefSeq and is a predicted model, not a curated record. Lineage: Eukaryota; Metazoa; Chordata; Mammalia; Rodentia; Muridae. Gene Ontology annotation, molecular function: transmembrane signaling receptor activity.